This is a messenger RNA of Saprolegnia parasitica CBS 223.65, 417 nucleotides long. RefSeq lists its product as hypothetical. The record is from RefSeq and is a predicted model, not a curated record. NCBI's taxonomy places the organism in Eukaryota, Oomycota, Saprolegniomycetes, Saprolegniales, Saprolegniaceae. Bases 29 to 382 code for a protein of 117 amino acids. The transcript has 5 exons. Gene Ontology annotation, molecular function: peptidyl-prolyl cis-trans isomerase activity.
CUUUCGAGGUCACGCGAUCCAAACACGCAUGCCAGAGCCUUCGCCCGAAGCGCAAGUGGAGGUCGACACGGCCAAGCCAGGAGAUGGUGUCAACUUUCCAAGGCCGGGCGAUACAGUCCGCAUUCACUACAGUGCCAAGCUGCCCGACGGGACGCUAUUCGACUCGACGCGCAACCGCGGUCGGACGUAUGAGUUUCAGGUUGGCGCCAACCAAGUCAUUCAAGGCCUUGACAGUGCCAUUGUACGCAUGAGCAAGGGACAGAUUGCGCGACUGCGCAUUCCGCCGUCCAUGGGGUACGGGGAGCACGGGUACCCCCCCGUGGUGCCCCCCAACACGGAACUGUUUUACGAAGUCGAGCUCCUCGUCUUUUCGUCCUUAUAAGUUGACGCUGUAUCGUCUAUUUUACUUGGUGCUCG